Messenger RNA from Oncorhynchus gorbuscha (pink salmon), 3060 nucleotides. Its product is annotated as keratinocyte differentiation factor 1-like. The transcript has 5 exons. Gene Ontology annotation, cellular component: cell junction. Lineage: Eukaryota; Metazoa; Chordata; Actinopteri; Salmoniformes; Salmonidae. Gene Ontology annotation, biological process: regulation of epidermal cell division; keratinocyte development. The coding region runs from base 459 to 1598 and encodes 379 amino acids. The record is from RefSeq and is a predicted model, not a curated record.
UUUACGACGGUCCCUAAACCACCCGAGCGCCAGAAAACAGAAUCUUGCCUUCUGUUCGACCCUGUUAAGGGAAGAGUUCGACUAUCGGUAAAAACAAAAGGUGUAUUUUGCUCUCUACCGUCAUCUGAUUCUAGAUAUUACCUUAGGACGUUCCGUUGGACAGCUAUUGACGAGCGAACUCUGAAUAUCUAAAGUAGCCUAAACGAAUUUACUGCGGUGAUUUUGGUUGGAGUAACUCUCUCGCUUUAUUACCUUGUCGCGCAGGUGAAAAUCUGUUGUAAGGAAGCAUUUACGAAACGAAACUAUGCCGCGUCUUUUUUGUCUGUAAUUCAAAAAAAAAUAUAUAUAUACAAAUGUAAACUCUUGCUCUUUAUGGAAUAUAACCACUCGGAAGAAAACUCGGUGGAGAACCGCGAUCACCCUUCGAAUGCCGUGAGCCUUGGCUCUAGUGAGCCACCAUGCCCAGCAGCAUCACAGGGAGCCCCAGACCCUGGUCAGCGCCAGGGGGCCAGGUCGGCCUCAUACCUGUGGAACCCAACCAUCUCCUCUACCGGAGCAGCAGCAGCACCAGCCAGGAGUCCUGCUAUGAGGAGCGAUGUGUGGACCCGGUGGAGUUGAGGCACCAGGGUCCCAGGGGGACCCACCACAAGGCCCACCACGGGGACGUGCAGAGCAAGGCGGCUGAUGAGACCAUCGGCUUCAUCCCCGGAUCAGCAGACUCUCCUCCAGGGGAUCAUGGGUGUGGUCCUUGUGCCCCCUCCUCCCCAGGCAGCUGUAAGAACUGGGUGUGCAGCGUGCUGACCUGUGGAAUCUACAUGGUGUGUCGGCGCACCAUCCUGGCCCCCAGUCCCACAGGGAGGUCACCAGAUGACGAUCAGGAGAAGGUCAACCUCCGGGGUCUCCAGAGCCACCCUGGGGCCAACGACCCCCAAACCAGGAAGGAGGGCGGGGGUAGUGGCUCUGAUUGGUCGGAGGACAUCUACAUCAGAGGGGUCAAAGUGGAUAUUCCCAGAAUGGAGGAGGAGCCAGUGGUCAUUACCAGGCCUCUGUUACACAAUGGAAGAGGUGGAGGAGGGAGACGGUACAGCCCUCCAUCCUACUCCUGGUAUGAGGGGGAUACGGGUGAUCUGAGCAUGGGUGACGUGGACUCUCUGAUCACCCAGAAGCUUCUGGAGCUGUACUCUGAGUACCAGAUCGAGGAGCUGGCCCACUGCACCUCGGACUCAGUGUUCCUGAAGAAGACCGGUGAGAUCAGCCAGCUGAUCAGUGACCUGGCCGAGGAGCAUCAGCUUGAUGAGCAGGACGCAGAAGGUCGACUGGUCAAGGGCAUCAUCAGGAUCAGCACUAGGAAGAGCAAGAAGAGACCUCCAUACCGAAGGUCACAGAGGAGUACCUCCGACAGCGGAAACGAAACUAUGAGCAACUACCAAACAUCAACCAUCAGCAAUAACAAUGAUUAUGAUAUCCAGAUCUCCAAGGAGACAGAUUCUGAUAUGAACGCUAGGAACAUGAGGAUGACCAGUGGAGCAGCAGAGAGUUCUGAACGUCAGAUGUCUGUGUUAGGCAUGCCCCUGCCCGGGACUUCAGUCAGAACAUGAUGAUCCAUCUUCAACACUGCUGAUACCAUGGAGCUACUCACCAGUCUCCAGCUGAAGAGGUUGGGAGCCAUACAGAUACACGUAUUGUAAGGUCUAUUUAAUUCUGUGUUGGGAACUUUAAGGAGCCUGAGAAUUAGCACUAUGUUAAAUGAAGUGGGAGGAGUAUUAUGCGUAUGCAAACUCCGUCCGAAGACCACGACUUUAUUUUGAAGGCGAUACUAUGAAUCGUGUCAUCUGUAUAUUGAAGGAUUCUAAUGUAACCAGGGUCGUGAAUGUAUCUUUGAUUCUGGCAUAUUUUGCGCCCUUGUUUGGGGGUUGGUCUGUCUCAUAGGAAAGUCACUGUAGAUUUACUUCUCAAACUCUUCCAGCAGCUUCCCCUGUUUUGUUGUUCCUCUUAAUGCCCUCAAUUACAUCCGUGGUGGUGUGUGUUACUUUACCAGUGAAUAACAACUAGCUCUUUUGAUAUGAAACUCGACUCUCCACUGCUGCCGGAUCUCCUUCUGCAUUAUCGCUUCAACACUAACACAAGAAUCAGUUUCAAGGUAGUGUACUCACAUCCAGGGACUUGCAGGGUCAAGUAAACUGACCCGAGGAAGAUGGAUAACCGCACACUUGAUUGGUCAACGGUUUAAUAGCGCAACAUGUAGACACCAAGAACUAAUCUGGAAUGUACUGGAGGCCAAAAAACCCCACUGGGAACGGAUGAAGAGGGAACACCUCAAAGACUAUGAAUGUUAUUGACGUAUUGGUGACUUUGAAAUACAAGAUGUAGAUGUGCUUUUUGAUGCCAAGAGAAUAUCAUGCUGCUGUACCUAACUAGGUAACAUUUUACUUAACACCCAGUGUCAUAACGUGUUAUGGUCUUAACUAUGUGGAAACACUUGACAUGACCUGUCAUAAUAUGGUCAUUACACUGUCAUGACCCAUAUGUUUACACCUGUUGUGACAUAUAUUGUAUUAUUUUAUGGCUGGUUAUAGAAUCAAAACUCACAUUUAUUCAAAAUAGUUUUUUCCCGGCCAGGAAUUGUCCUUCCCUUUUUAAAAGAUUGUUUCUUAAAUCCUCUGUUAUAAUGAAUUCUUUACGGUCAUGUUUUUGAUGUAUUUUAAUUAACUUGUAGAAAAUCCGCUUUUUGACACUGUUGUGAAGCAUUAUGACCGUCAUCCUAUAAGUCACCUAUCACGUACAUGCUGUUAUAUACGUCAUCCUAUAAGUCACCUAUCACGUACAUGCUGUUAUAUACGUCAUCCUAUAAGUCACCUAUCACGUACAUGCUGUUAUAUACGUCAUCCUGCUCCUGAAAUCUGCAUCUGCGUUCAUCCCAGCCAUCCGCAACGGAGCGUUGGGGUAAGUACAUGCCUGACAUCAAUGUGUGUGCAAUUACAGUGAUCACUUAACGUGGUCGAUUUCACACACAAAUAUAGAACAUGUCAACAGUGUAAUUGUGUAAUGGAAUGUUUUGCC